Adineta steineri is the source of this 1590-nucleotide messenger RNA. NCBI's taxonomy places the organism in Eukaryota, Metazoa, Rotifera, Eurotatoria, Adinetida, Adinetidae. The record is from the annotation of a GenBank genome assembly.
AUGAAAAUCAGUCAUGAUUUAUUCGCUGAUGGAAUUGUCGAAAUUAAUAAUGAUCUCGAUCAUCAAUUAAAAUCAAAGAUUAUUGAUGAUACAUCGAAUAGUGGUAUAUUCGUCGAGGAAAUAGUUGAUGAUCCUGAUGAUAAGAAACUUCUUCGUAAACUUGAUCUUUAUCUCAUUCCUGGUAUGACGUUACUCUAUUUACUUAAUUAUCUCGAUCGAGUGAAUAUUGGACAAGCUAAACUCAAUGGUAUUACGACUUCAUUACAUCUUACAAGUGUUCAGUACAAUACUUGUUUAAGUGUUGUCUAUGUGACAUAUGUUGCUUUUGAAGUUCCUUCGAAUUUAAUUCUGAAAAAAUUACGACCUAGUGUUUGGAUUCCAAUUAUUAUGGUUACUUGGGGAAUUAUUACGACUCUUACAGGUCUUGUGAAUUCUUAUGGUGGUCUUCUCGCCUGUCGACUUCUGUUAGGUGCUCCUGAAGCGGGAUUAUUUCCAGGUGCGACAUAUUAUCUGUCCAGUUGGUAUACAAGACGUGAACUAUCAUGGCGUGUCAGUAUUCUAUUUUCUGCUGCUACACUAGCGGGCACCUUUGGUGGUAUACUCGCGUAUGGAAUUAACCAUAUGAAUGGUAUAGGUGGACAAGAAGGUUGGCGUUGGAUAUUUUAUAUAGAAGGCAUUAUAACUGUUGUUGUCGGAGUAUUGGCCUUCUUUUUCAUCAGUGAUUUUCCAUCGAAUCGUCCGAAGUUUCUUACUGAGUCAGAAUGUAAUCGUGUCAUAGUUCGCUUACAAAGAGAUGCCGGACCUGGUGGUUCUGAACAUUUCAGUUGGCAACAAGUUAGUGCUACAUUCUUUGAUUGGAAAUUGUAUGUUUUCUCAUUCGCUUACAUUGGCAUUCUUGUACCACUUCUCUCUCUUUCUCUCUUCUUACCAACCAUAGUUCAAAAUCUUGGCUUUGUCAGUUACAAAGCGCAACUUCUUACUUCUCCACCAUAUGCUUUUGCUUUCAUUACAACAGUUACGACAGCUUAUUUUUCCGAUAAAUAUGUGCGACGUGGUAUUUUUAUUCUCUUUUGGUUGGUAAUAACUAUGAUUGGUUAUAUCAUUCUGAUUGCUGUGAACAAUUUAGGUGCUAAAUAUUUUGCUGUUUUUCUUGCAGCUGGUGGUAUUCCGCCAUGUGUAGCAACAUGUAUUACUUUUCUUUCCAGUAACACCAGUCCUCAAACAAAACGUGCAACAUCAUUGGCAUUUAUGAUUUCUGUCGGUAAUUGCGGUGGAAUUAUCAGUGGUCAAAUUUAUCGAACACAAGAUGCACCUCGUUUCGUUUUGGGUCAUGCUGUCAAUCUUGGAUUUUGUGUUUUAGCAAUUAUUUGUAUCAGUAUUCUGAUGAUUGGUCUUCGAUUAGAAAAUCGCCGACGUGAUCGUUUGUAUGGGCCGGUAACAAAUAAUUUACCAACAAGUUCCACUACUGUAGUGGAUGUUUUCGGAUUAGGUAGUGUCGAUGAUAGAAAACGAUGGGGCUAUGAAAAUAUGUCUGAAGAACAAUUACGUGAUUUAGGUGAUAAACAUGCUGCUUGGCGUUAUAUUAUUUGA